Messenger RNA from Topomyia yanbarensis, 1203 nucleotides. RefSeq lists its product as uncharacterized. The record is from RefSeq and is a predicted model, not a curated record. Lineage: Eukaryota; Metazoa; Arthropoda; Insecta; Diptera; Culicidae. Gene Ontology annotation, molecular function: zinc ion binding. The coding region runs from base 103 to 1113 and encodes 336 amino acids. The transcript is spliced from 3 exons.
CGGCCCUUUUUUGACAAUAGUCGUUUACGUCAGUUUGACAGCAUCGAGUUUAGCGGAAACAAGAUUUGUAGUUGAUGAAUCUCUGCUUCCUCAAUUUUUUAAAUGGAUUCGAACAUUCUUUCAACUAAAACUCAGAAGCUGCAACCAGAGGAUCUAGCUCGUUAUUUAGAAAAAAUUAAAAUUGUGGAUGGAGUUGAUCCGUACUGCAUGCGAUUCGACGCCGAGAUGCUACCACUAACAGUGGAUUACGACAAGAUAUUUGCUUAUUUAAUUAGCAAAUUAUCAUUCAGAAGUGGAGCUCCUCAUAAAAAUGUCAAAUCAUUGGACGCCUACAAAACUUUCCAAUCCGGAUUCGUUAGGGAAGUGAAAGGAUAUAAGCAUAAUCAGGUGUUCGUCGUUUUUGGAAAGGUGCUACACAGUAUGAGUGUUGGUGAAGCUCCGGCAGAAUGUUGGAUCAUAGUGAAUGAUAACGAUUCCGAAGAACAAGCACUAGGAACAGUUUUAGCGGCCCACUGUGAUUGUACUGCAGGCGCUGGAGAAACUUGUUCGCACGUUUCGGCUAUUCUGUAUGCUUUAUCGUAUGCCAGAGAAAUAUGUUUGGGAAAGCAUUUAUCUGUGACGGAAUUGCCUUCAUAUUGGAUUGCUCCAGCGGGGGCUAGCGCAAACGCCGAUUUGUAUAAGCCAAUUGAAACAGUCGACUUUGGCAGAAAACGAUUAACAACUUGUGAUUUGCGCGAUGCUCCAUUGGACAGAACCGAGGAAGAGUACAAAAAACUGAUCGAUAAUAUUGUUCAAACGGGACAACAUGUGGCGGCCAGUGGUGCAUUCUUUCUAAGAACUGACAUUAACGUAGAAGAAAUUGAAAUCAUUCGAUGUAGAGAGCGUCUGGAAUCGUUGUCGUUACAGAGUCACUUCAACGACACAAACGUUGGUAAAUCGCUAGAGGAUUUAGUGUCACUAGGAAAAUCCAUAAACUGGACCAUCGAUGCCAGCGAUUGUUUUUCAAUCGAAGAAAUGACCAGAAAACAACAUGCUGAACCAUUGUGGUUUAAGCUGAGAUAUGGUAGAGUAACUGCAUCAAUUUUUCACCGCUGUACCAGAACCAGUCUCUAAUCCAUCGAAAUCGCUUCUGAAAUCAAUUAUAAUUCAAAAGGAAGGACAGAAUUUCCCAGCUACGCUGCAUGGCAAACGCAAUGAAAUGAA